Messenger RNA from Pygocentrus nattereri (red-bellied piranha), 4664 nucleotides. RefSeq lists its product as uncharacterized. The record is from RefSeq and is a predicted model, not a curated record. Lineage: Eukaryota; Metazoa; Chordata; Actinopteri; Characiformes; Serrasalmidae. Bases 1092 to 3416 code for a protein of 774 amino acids. The transcript is spliced from 17 exons.
AGCCUAGAGAGGAUUGAGGCAGGGGAAAGCACAUGGUACCCAGUCAGCAGAUCUGGAGACACUUCUCAUCUCUGCCCAUGGGACACUGAAAGAAAGCUGCUCUUACGGAUGAAUGCAAUGUGGAGAAGAGCCUUGCUAGUUUCAGCUGCUGGCUUCAGCGCUCAGUGGAACUGACCCAGACAGAGUUGCUAACUCUCUGUUUUGGCCAAUGUGAGAGCCCCUGGAUGUUCUUAGACCAGAACUCCUUCACUAAACUCCAUCUACUGCUACAAAAACUGAAGAACCUGCUGUCAUUGGCAUGUUGGGGAAAGACACAUGGAAUUCCUCUUCAUCCUACACACAGGCACACAUGUAGAAGGAAUCAUGUUUAUGGCAAUGCCAUGGUCACAUGGGGAUGCUCAAAUCUGGAUCAGCACACACUCAGACAACACAUCCUGCUGGGCAGGCUGGUACAGUGGUGGGGCUUUACUGGACUUCUGCCACAGUACCCAGAUGCCCAUGAGCUGAAGCAGAUUUCUCAGAUGUGGAGUGAGAUGGACCGCAACCACAAGAGAGCUUGUCUGGAGCUGCGGUAAUAGCCUAGUGCACAGACCAUGUUAUUCUUUCUCUUUCCCACUUGCACCUUUGUCUGCUGCCUUCUGUUACAUAACUUUUUUGUCUUCACAAUUGUAACAUAAAGGCCUUCAAAGUUUCUGCAUCAUAAAAACAUAAAAAAAAAAUCUAAUGCUUAUGAAAGACUUAUGAUAUAAUGAUAUUUCUCAUUAGAUGUGAUGCUGAAGAUAAAUAUAGGUGGAGCUCCCUUAUCCAGGGUAUAGUGGCUCAUAUAGAUAAACAGCAUGGGCUGCCAUGGAUUUCUGAAGACUGUGCUUACCAGACUUACCCACCACCUUCUCUACAAGCUCUCCUGAAUCUAAUGCUGCUCCCUCAUGUAGAUAUCACUUCUGUCCAAGCCAUUGUAUCCUGAUUUGAUUCUCUGGUUGGAUGAUAUAACUAUGUUCAGUACUAUUAUGAAAUGUGAACCAUAAAAUAUAUUCUUCAUUUCCAGUUUUCACUUUACAAUUUGUGGAAACUUUAAAUUUCCUGUCCAGCUAAUGUACUUUGUGCUGGAUGUGGCUAGCUUUUUACAUUGUAAAGAUGGCCUUCUGGAGUCUUUCUGCCACACUUUCAGCAUCCCACACAGCUUCUCCCAGCAGAUCCUUGGAUUCUGGCUCCUUGACCAUGGCUUUGUUUCGGAUUCAAUGCAAGUGCUUUUGAGCCCGAAGGCUAGUUCACCAUGGUUGUCAUUCCACCAUCAUGCUGUGUUGAGGACCUUGCUGAGACAAGGAGAGCGACAGGCAGCACUAAAGUACCUUUACUACACAAUGCCAGCCAUCGAGAACAUGCAGGGUGCCAGCCUAUUUGUGGACGUGCUGCUACAGAACAACCGUGUUUCUGAGGCCUGGAUGCUGCUCAGACGGGGCCAACCAGGAAAUGAGCAGCUGCUCAAGCACUUUAUUCAUGGAUGUGAGAAACUCAGUGGAGAAGCACUGGCAACUGUAUGCAAGGUGGACAGUUAUGAUAUGCUACAUCUCCAGGUAACUGAACAACCAGAUGCAAGCAAACAUGAGAGUGUGAAUCAGGAAAAUUAUGGUCAGUUUAUAGAAGAUAAGCCAGAUGUAAAAGGUCAGGCUCCUCAUCCACUCUCUGCAGUGCUGUACCAGUGCCUCAAGAAAGACUCUCUCAGUGCUGGAGAUGUGAUCUCACUUUUUGGAGAAACUGUGACUGCCCUUAAAUCUCCACAGAAAGCUAACAGAGAGGUAGUAGUGUGGCCAAAGUAUCUGGAGGACACAGAGGUGAACAGGAAUAUUUCUCCACUACAUCAUGCCUUUUAUCAUCUAUCCCCCUCCUCUACUCCAGUAGAGCUCCAUGAAGAAUCUCCAAUUAAGUCAGAGCAGGAGCUGUUGAAGGAUGACUUGUGUGAAUUGACACAGGAGGUGUGUGCGUUUCCCUCAUCGGCCUCUUCUGGCUCUACAUCUCCAGACAGCAUGACAUCUAAAUGCUCAUUUACUUCUGCCCCCUCUUCACCACCUGCUGUCAGAAGUGAAGCCUCAUCUAGAUGUGGAAGCAUCCUGCCAUUGCAAAACCCCUUUGCUAUGCCUAGAGAUGAGGACUGUGAGGUGCUGGAUGAUAGUCAGAUGCCCCCUGAGGUUCUGACCCCCUGCUGUGCUGACCUCACUCUGACCCCCUGCUGCCCAGACCUCACUCUGACUGUAGAUGGGGCCACAGAGGCAUUGUCUUUCAAAAGCCUGAGGAGAGGAAGUGCAAUAGAACUGGACAGCUAUGAGUGUGUGGAGGAAAUCUUGACAUGUAAUGAUCCAGCAAACACCUCAGACAUCACCGAGAGUCCAGUGGCAGAAAUUAUGCAGACACAGAAAAGGUCCAAGAGCAAGUUUAACCUCCCUCCUCAGUGCUACAGCAAUGAGGACAACCAAGCAGUGUCUUCCACCGCUGAGGUCCCUGUGGACAGUCACAAUUUCUUAACACCUGAUUAUGAGAAACUCGUCUAUGAUAAAGUGGUCUCAGAGGACAUCAUUAAGGCAGAAAAUUUGAUUGAAGAGUUAAGUGUUUUACCUUCUGAGCAGAGUGUUGUUGAUUGCCAGGACUCUGUAUCCACUGAAACAGCAGAAUCCAACAGCUUUUUGGAACUCAAGCCUUUAAGGAGAGCCUUGUCGCUCCACCUAGACGAGGUGCGCUUGGAGGUCUUCCGGUGCGAUUCCCAGGAUGCAGUGGACCAACCAGAGAUCCUGACCUCUUGUGCCCUUUCUGAAACCAUGCAGGACCUCGUGGAGCAAAUCCACGAGUGGGACAUCUCAGUGAAGAAAGGAGAACAAAGUCAACCUACUUCAUUAGCUUCUCUCCAAAGCUCCAUCCUGGAGAUGGACUUUAACCCAAAGAGGCAUGUCUCCCGGACCCAUCAGCUCCAGAUUCCCCUUGGAACAUCUCUAUCACCUCGCACCAGCCCCACCCUCAGCCCCCAGCUGAGCCUCCCUGAUCAGGCCAAAGACAAAUCCCCCAGUGAAGGCAAGACUGCAGCUGCCAAGGAGGCGGUGUGUUUCCGGACCACGUCAGACCGAGUGGGCCACUGCAAGCUGGGCAGCUGGUGGAAGCAGGCCCUGGAGACCAGGCGAGCUUCCACAGGACUGCUGCCCGCUAUUGAGCAGGUCCCUGCUGUUGCCAAAGGACGGUCUCAGGGAACAGCCAGCUUUUUGGAACCUUCAACUAAACCCAAAGGAUCCAGAAAAGAGGUCAAAGAGGUAGUACAAGAGGAGACCUGCAGAAGAGAAUCAGGUAAAAUGGCAUCUCAUCCAGCAGAGCAGGGAUCAACUUCUCACAGAGGACAAAGAGGCAAGAGGGGAAAACGCUUUAAACAGGCAUGAGAGAAAGCAGGAGCGAGGGAGGCAUCCCAGAUGAGUGUCAGCAUUAAUUGCAUUAAUGACAAUUCGGUUGCCUGAAUCGUGACUUUCGGGUUGAAUCAUAACAUUUACGUCUUGAAUGCCUUUACAUAUAAUUAUAACAGUACCAAUACAAUCAAAAUACAAUCAUCUGUGUAUAGUAAAUAAAUAUAUAUAAAGAUAGUGGAGGACAGCACAUUUAGCUUUGUCAUUUUUAAGAGAAGUGGUCCUUUAAGUGGUGCCUGGGCCUGAUAAAUUUGAUCCAACUUGCAGCAGAUUUUAUUUAUUUAUUUAUUUCUUUUGGGAAAUCUGUCACUGAUGAAUAAGGGAGACUCCACUUAAUUAGGCAGUUAUCACCCAAUAUCAGCUUUGUCUAUAUGUGCUUCUUGAGUCUUUUGUCAGAGAUGAAUUAAAACAUUUUUUAACCAUCAACAAUAUUCUGAAAACCUUUGUCUGGUUUUUGGAAAAAACACAGCACUAAUACUGCAUCCUACAAAUACUAACAUAUUAAAUGAGACAAUCAGUGCUCUUGGCUGUAGGAAGUUCUGUACAGCUCAAUUUAUAGAUUUGUCCAAAGCUUUUCAUACUGUUGAUCACAUUUUAUUGCAUUGUUUGGAGGAGUACUGGGUUGUCUGACCAGGCUUUGGUUUUGUUUAGGAAUUACGUAAAUAGCCACUCCCACUGUGUAUUCUCUGAUAAAGGUUGUUGUUUCGUUGUUGAUAAAACCUUUGGCUGGACUAAAGAGAGACACGUUUUCAAUACACAAUCCACCCUCACUUGUUAUUUAUAUUAUGAGCAAAAUCAUCAGACGGGUCUGAGAACUGCUUAAAUUAAGAUUAUAGUUAUUUUCUUCUGAAGAACAGAGUGUCUCUUCACUGAGGCCUUAUAGACCUAAUGGGUACCCAGUGGGUAUGACCCACAUUCCCAGAUGUGCCUUUUUAGCCUGGUGUUAUAAAAGGCUCUGUGUGUUUAGUUGAGAUGGCGCUAAUCUAUCCCAUUAAAAAUUGAUGAGCUCCCUGAUGCUUCAACAGCAGCUAUGCAGUUCCUAGUUGCUGUAGCCUCCACACAUCUCUGCAGAGACAGUAUACUGUUUUUUCAGGCAUGGCAGUGUGCACAUCAAUCCGGAAUGUUUCUGAGCUUGGGCUUUCCUGAAUUCACUGUGCGUAGUUGUUAGAUCUCUUGAAACCAACAUGUACACUGGCAGUGAGAUCAAUAAAUAGAAAUAUGAACAAA